AUGCAAUGCAUCCCCAAGACCCACAGCUUGCUCACUUUUGAACUUCCGCAAACCAUGACAAGGAAAUUCCUACUGCUUUCCGUGGCGACGACAACCGUGACGGCUACGCGCUCCUUGGGCGAUGGCGACACUUGGGACUACCUUCCAGCUCUGAUCUUCAUAGGGGCGGGGUCCAUUGGAGGGAUUUUGGCGCUGGGUGUGAUUUUUGCCGGUGUCAAAGUCAUGAAACUCUCAACACUGCUGAGCACAUGCUGGCUGUGCUUCUACUUUGCCUACUUCAGUGGACGUGGCAUGGUCGUGACAGUUGCCGCAGUUGUCGCCAUUCUCAUCGCUGUCGUUGCUGCGGUCAAGGCGUCCUCGCCUGUCAGCCACUUUGUGUGUGGUGCCGCAGUCGUUUUAUGCGUGGCUGAUGCCAUUACGUAUGUCGUGCAAGUUGAUGCCUCGUUUGGUGGCAAAGAAAGCUGGAAGGAACACAUGAUGGUGGCAAGCAUCCCGUGUGUCGUAUACAGCACAAUACUUGCAUUGCUUGCACUUGGCCAUGGCGUGUUCGUGGCCAAGUUUGUGCGGCGGGCGUGUCCAUCGCUGUGCUUGUUGCUCGGUGGUCUGUCGAAAACGGAUGGUUCUGCUUUGGCGGAGCUGUCGCUGUAG
Messenger RNA from Aphanomyces invadans, 648 nucleotides. RefSeq lists its product as hypothetical. The record is from RefSeq and is a predicted model, not a curated record. Bases 1 to 648 code for a protein of 215 amino acids. Lineage: Eukaryota; Oomycota; Saprolegniomycetes; Saprolegniales; Verrucalvaceae. The transcript is spliced from 2 exons.